Molecule: messenger RNA, 468 nt
Organism: Bipolaris maydis ATCC 48331
Lineage: Eukaryota; Fungi; Ascomycota; Dothideomycetes; Pleosporales; Pleosporaceae
Product: mitochondrial ATPase inhibitor, IATP-domain-containing protein
Biological process (GO): negative regulation of ATP-dependent activity
Cellular component (GO): mitochondrion
Molecular function (GO): ATPase inhibitor activity
Source: RefSeq, a predicted model, not a curated record
ACACCAAGACCUUCCAAUCCCCCAAUCCCUUGCUCUUUGUACAACCCCCACACAAUGCUUCGAACAUCCAUCAUCAAGAGCGCGCGCUCAAUCGCCGCUCCCCGCUACUUCUCCGCAUCCGCUCUGCGCUUGGCUGAGGGAGCUACCGGCUCUGGCUCAUCGAGACCUACCGGAACUGCUGGCGGUGACGCCUUCACCAAGCGCGAGGCUGCUGCCGAGGAGCUCUACAUUCGUCAAGAAGAGAAGGCCAAGCUUCUGGGAAUCAAGGCGAAGCUCAGGCAGCAGAGGGAGCACAUGGACGAGCUAGACAAGCACAUCGACCAAGUCAUCAAGGAAGCCGAGGCUUCCGGCCAAGGCGAGCAGAAGUAAAUACGUAUCCAACGUUACCAAAGCACACUUCGCUGGGACAACCCAUGCGUUUUGAUGACCCUAUGACGGAAUAAAAUAAACACCCUUUUUGAGCAUCUA